GCGGUUAUUCUUACUUCAGUUUCUACUCUUAUGUGAACUAAAAUAGUCAAAUGUGUUCACGUGUCUAUUUUUACUCAUUCAUUCAGUCGCAUUUGUAUAUGUAUGGUGUGUUUAUAUGAAUGCGUUUCUGUUCAAAGUGUACUUGUUACACUUUUCACUUGUAUCCGAGUUUAACUACCAUGCCAAUCUAAGCGAACUUAUUUACGCGUAACAUGUUACCCUAACGAAGCUUUCCUAACACAAUUAUGUAAAAUCAGAGGGUAACUGGAAAAGAGCCAUAAAUGAUCUGAAGCAGAGCAGAAGGGGCCAUAGAAUGAGCACUAGUUCCAUGACCACGACCACUCUCCCUUCUCCCCCCAGUCUCAGUCAUGACUCCUCCACCCCCCUGCUGGCCAUUGGACUGUCCAGGUGUCUGUCCAGCAGAAGAGGAGGAAGAGGGGGCGUUCCAGUGAGGAGGAAGACACAGAUUUUCAAGUACCUUACCAUGGGGUUGACAUUCAUGACAUACAUGUGUUACCAUCUGACGCGCAAGGUGGUCAGUGUCGUCACUCCUGUGCUCAAAAACGGCAGCAGCAGUACAGGAUCAGAAGAGGGGGAGGGGGAGAAAGGAUGGGCACCAUUCGACAACCCCGACACCCAGGGCAGUCUGAUCGCCAUUCUGGACAGUGGCUUUCUGUUCGCUUAUGCUCUGGGCAUGUUCGUAAGUGGCCACAUUGCAGAGAGGGUUGACUUGAGAUACUUCCUCACUAUUGGAAUGACACUCAGCGCACUCUUCACUGCCAUGUUCGGUCUGGGCUACUUCCUCCACAUUCAUCAUCUCGCAUUCUUCCUCUCCAGUCAGAUUCUGAAUGGACUGGUGCAGAGUAGUGGCUGGCCUGCUGUGGUGCCCCUGAUGGGAAACUGGUUUGGCUUCGGCAGCAGGGGUCUCAUCCUCGGAGUGUGGAACUGCCACACCUCCGUAGGGAACAUACUCGGCUCACUGAUAGCAGGCGUGUGGGUGGACAGAGAGUGGGGGCUCUCUUUCAUAGUGCCUUCUAUUAUCAUGCUGUGUUGUGCUGUUGUGGUCUUCCUCUCCCUCACCCCCUACCCAGAGAUGGUACACUGUACCAACCCAAACCACACGAACCCAACUGCAUUCCAGGGACGAACAACGGUGGGUGGGGCAAGCGUGGACACAUCAGCAACUGAGGUGGGGGUGGGGUUGGGAUUGGGCAGUGAUGACGAGGACCAAGCAGGGGGGCAGUAUUACGAUGAGGAUGGGUUCAACAACAGCACUGAUGAUGACAGGGCCCCCAUGGUAGACUACGGGGGCACGGGGGGCAGGAGGGAGGGGAGUGAGUCGACGGGUGGAGGGGAUGACCCGAAGACUGAGAGUCAGAAGGCGAAGCCGGCAAUUGGCAUCCGCAAAGCACUCACCGUGCCGGGAGUGGUGGAGUAUGGGAUGUGUCUGUUCUUCAACAAAUUGGUCAACUACUCGUUCCUGUUCUGGCUGCCGAACUACAUCCAGAACACACAGUCAGUGUCCAGCCAGACAGCGGCCAACCUGUCCACUGCAUUCGACAUGGGGGGCAUAGUGGGGGGCAUCCUCAUGGGCGUCACCUCUGAUGCACUGCAGGAGAGGUCCCUGGUCACAGCCCUGUCCAUUAUCCUUGCUCUGCCUUGUAUGUUGCUGUACAAUGAGUUCGGAACGGACAAUGUCUAUGGCAUCCCCCUCCUAGUCCUCUCUGGCAUGACUGUGAAUGGACCCUACGCACUCAUCACCACCGCCAUCAGUGCCGACCUAGGAACUCAUGAGAUGUUGCGCAAGGACGCCCGAGCAUUAGCGACUGUCACUUCCAUCAUAGACGGGAUGGGGAGUCUGGGGGCGGGGAUAGGGGUGAUAGUGUGCUUCGAACUGCCCUACGAAGACGUGUUCUACUUCCUAGUCUGUUCCAACCUAGUCGCCCUCCUGUUCCUCAGCCGACUCCUCGUCAAGUCUGCCAGUCAUUACAAACACAAGUGGAGGUCAACAAGGGCCACCCAAUGGACACAGGAGCAGGAGCAGUGAAAUCAGUUCACACACAACUGAACAGAUUAAGACAGGCUCUUCUCCAAUCAUUCCCUCUUAGUUUGACACUGCAGACAUAUAAUCUCCUGCUUCAUUUGGAAUUAGUUUUGUGUUAUAAAUUAGAUAUAAACAUGUCAAGUAGGUUCUAGUGAACAGAUUUGAUCACUAUUUUUUAAAUUCAAAUAGCGGUAUUGACAGUUGUUCACGCAUUUACAUGCGGUCAUUUUACAAGAGGCGUGAUAGUUAUGGAAAAAGGCCGUCGUUUUAAUUCUAAAGCUGAAAUUUUUAAUUAGAUUUAAUUUUAUUGAGACUGUUCGUGGCUUUACGAUAACUUUUAAAGGUAAAAAUGUUUAUUUAUGUUUUG
This is a messenger RNA of Symsagittifera roscoffensis, 2411 nucleotides long. RefSeq names its product glucose-6-phosphate exchanger SLC37A2-like. The coding region runs from base 314 to 2047 and encodes 577 amino acids. NCBI's taxonomy places the organism in Eukaryota, Metazoa, Xenacoelomorpha, Acoela, Convolutidae. Gene Ontology annotation, molecular function: transmembrane transporter activity. The record is from RefSeq and is a predicted model, not a curated record. Gene Ontology annotation, biological process: transmembrane transport. The transcript has 11 exons.